Malassezia vespertilionis is the source of this 1128-nucleotide messenger RNA. RefSeq lists its product as uncharacterized. Lineage: Eukaryota; Fungi; Basidiomycota; Malasseziomycetes; Malasseziales; Malasseziaceae. The transcript has 2 exons. The record is from RefSeq and is a predicted model, not a curated record. Bases 1 to 1128 code for a protein of 375 amino acids.
AUGAUGGAAAAACGGCUUCCGCAGCCCCCGCGCAGUGAUAAUACGGUGUUUACCUACACGACUCCUGAGCGAACUACCACGCACAGACAGUUUCCUGCGUCACAAUCGCACGUGGAAUUGGGGCAGCGCACUCAGGCGGUUCAUCAAUAUUAUGCCACGACCGAUCCGUUUUCUAGGAAUGUGCUGCAUACCCCGAGCACGCCCUUGAAACGUACGCGCAACACGACUUCCAGCAAUUCUUAUUUGCGCCCAAGUUUCCACUUGGCACCGCCGGCCAGACUGCGAUCGGAGGCGACUGAGCCAAUGCAAGCCGUGCUGCCGUCCCGAACAACCGUGCACGGUGCGUUGUCGGGGUACCACUUGCCUGAAACUAGUACCCCUCAACUUGUGCGCACGCCUGAUUUCAGGCAGCCAGCACCAGAGGCGCCCCAGACGCUGGAGCCUGCGAUCUCGCAACCUAUUCGAUGGAAGCCCUCCACAUCGAUCGAUUUUCCUCCCAGGCAGGAGCCCGUCGCUUCACUGGAUCGAUCUUCUGUGGCUGGAUAUCCUCGCGCAUGUGUGGCAAAUAUAUCGUCGAUGCACAAUUUUGCCCCAGCUACGCAAGUGCCUGAUCUAGCUUCGAUGCAUAACUUUUUGGGCGUUGCUGCGCCCGCACAGACCCCUGCUUCGUUAAGGUCCACUGUGCCAGCGCCCGCGCCUGCGCCUAUUGAUCUUGCAGCAGAAGCACCCAUCUCUUCUGCAGCCGCCACUGGCGCUGUGCAACCCUGCUUGAUUAUCGAGUACUGCAAUCGGUGCCGCUGGCAGCAUCGCGCGGCAUGGCUGCAAACCGAACUGCUUCUUACCUUUCAAGCCAAAGAUGCUGCGGAUGGCCGCACUUCGCGUGCGUCCGGCGGCGGUGCACUGGCCAGUACUAUGCUCAUUCCUUGUGUGGCUCCAGAAACUGCGGGCCGUUUUCGUGUUUGGCUUAUCACGGAGGCCUUGCCGGGAUCGCCGAAUGCAGGCGCUACUGUCAUGUACUUGCUUUGGGACAGAAAGCAACGCGGUGGCUUCCCCGAUCUGCCGGAGCUGAAACGACUGGUGCGCGACAGGAUCGCGCCUGGCCAGGACCUGGGCCAUUCUGAAAAAUAG